CGGGUGGGCUGGGUGGGUGGCCGUGUAGGGAGUGGGGAAGUUUGGGCGACCGAGGCCAGAGCGGAGAUCCUGAGCCAGGCUCCACUCCUGAGGUCGAAGGGGCGGGCGAACCGGCUCACGGAAGCCUCCAGGCCCGCAGCCUUCGUCCCGCGUCCUCUUUUCUGGAAGUGUUUAAACUUCUAAAAUGUCAUCUAUCAAGCACCUCGUUUAUGCGGUCAUUCGUUUCUUACGGGAACAAAGUCAGAUGGAUGCUUAUACUUCUGAUGAACAAGAAAGUUUGGAAGUUGCAAUUCAGUGCUUGGAGACGGUGUUUAAGAUCAGCCCAGAAGAUACACAUCUAGCAGUUUCACAGCCUUUGACAGAAAUGUUCACAAAUUCCUGCUGUAAGAAUGACAUUCUGCCCCUCUCACACUUAGUGCCUGAAGAUGUGGGAAAAGCUGACCAAUUAAAAGAUGAAGGCAAUAAUCACAUGAAAGAAGAAAAUUAUGCUGCUGCAGUGGAUUGUUACACACAGGCAAUAGAACUGGAUCCCAAUAACGCAGUUUAUUAUUGCAACAGGGCUGCUGCACAAAGCAAAUUAAGUCACUACACAGAUGCAAUAAAGGACUGUGAAAAAGCAAUAGCAAUUGAUUCAAAGUACAGCAAGGCCUAUGGGAGGAUGGGGCUGGCCCUUACUGCUAUGAAUAAAUUUGAAGAAGCAGUUAGGAGUUAUCAAAAGGCAUUGGAUCUUGACCCCGAAAACGAUUCCUAUAAGUCAAAUCUGAAAAUAGCAGAACAGAAGUUAAGAGAGACAGGAACUGGAUUGAGCUUUGACAUGGCCAGCUUGAUAAAUAAUCCAGCUUUCAUUAGUAUGGCAGCAAGUUUAAUGCAGAACCCUCAAGUUCAACAGCUCAUGUCAGGAAUGAUGACAAAUGCCAUUGGAGGACCCGCUGCUGGUGUUGGGGGCCUAACUGACCUAUCCAGUCUCAUCCAAGCAGGACAGCAGUUUGCUCAGCAGAUACAACAACAAAAUCCUGAACUUAUAGAGCAACUGAGAAAUCACAUCCGGAGCAGAUCAUUCAGCAGCAGCACUGAAGAACAUUCCUGACUUGAUCAGGGAUGUUAGCCCAGAAUGAAAAUGGUUUAUGGCUAUGACGUAUUCUGUGUAGAUAGUAGCCAAAAACAAAACAAAACGCAUCAAAAUAAUGGCAGAAAACCUCGUGUGUAUUCUUAAAGAACAAAUUUGUUUUAGAAAAUAGGUUUAUCACAGAGAGACUGGAAUAUGACUCCUUUUGGAAAUGAAUGCUCACUAGCCUUGUUAAGUGCCAGUACCACACUUGGACAAGGCUCCAUCCAUUUCCAAUCUUUUAUCAUAUUUGUACAUUAUACUUAAUAGCAGAGUAUAUUUAUUAAAUUGUAGUACUGUUUAUUGGUGAGUUUUUUAGUUCCAAGUUCUCCUAAGUAAAGCUGUUUUGAGAGGGGAGAUAAAGGGAAAGGUUUGCCAUACUGGUUCAGAGGAAAUACGAGCAACAUGUCAGGAGACAAGAAACAUUAUUUUAGUUUAGCUUUGAUAAGGGAUAUAUAUAUUCAACAGUGAAUAUAUAUCAGAGGUGCCAGUACUAUCUUUAAUGCUCCUUAUUCUGAUGAGUGACAGGGAAUCUUAAGGGCUGGUGGAAUUUAGUGCAGUGGAUAUUUUGAAGAGGAAAAAUAGAGAAUGUGAAUGUAUAGGAAGUAAAAAUAGAAUGCUCAGGUUUCUGCAUAGUUCUAAGUAAACUUGUCUGUUUAGUUUUGAUAACAUUAGCAUGGCUAGUUAUGCUAAGUACGUAAUAAAAUACAUUUAGAAGUCCUUAAUGGUACUGGUUAGGUCAAUGAUAUAACUAUUUAAUUAAUUACCACAAUUUCCCUGGUUGAAAACUUACCUCAGAAACUACCAAAUAUAUCUAAUAAGCACAUAAAGUCAAUGGCUUGACUCUAAGUUAAGGAUAUUCUAAGUGGAAUUUAAUUAUGUAUCUAUUAACGAUUUAAAAAACAUAAUUAUUUGGUGGAAACAAAAACAUCACUAACAUUAUUCAUUUGUAUACUCUUCUGGUAUAAUUUAGUGCAGUGUACCAACCUUGUGCUUAACCUUAAUUUGGUGCAAUUUAAACAUGGGGUUUACAAUACUUUAUUAUGAAUUAGAUGUCAUUGGUUAGUAGAGGGAAAUGGCAUGACUCAAAGAACAAUGAUGGAUGAGAUCUAAUUUUGGGGGGGGGUCAUUUUGAGACAGGGUCUUGCUAUGCAGUUCAGGCUGGCCUUGAACUCACUUUGUAGCCCAGGCUGGUCUUGAACUUGCAAGGAUCCUUCUGCCUCAACCUCCCCACCUGCUGGAAUUACAGAUCUGUGCCACCAUGCCCAGCUCGAGAUCUAAUUUCAACUGAAACUUCUUGGUUGUUAAUCAUGAAACUGGUGAAGUGAGACUGAUAUGUAAUGAUUUUACAAGUGUUGUGAGGGAAAACUGAAAAAGUAAUUUAAAAUUAAAUCAGUAAGGGCUGGGGGUUUAGCUCAGUGGCGUAAGUGCCUGCUUGGCUAGGUUGAGGUCGUGAGUUCAGUCCCUGUUAAAAAAACCAACAAACAAAAAAAAUCAGUAAAGAUGUAAGGGUCAUACUCUAUUUUCAAAAGCCUAUUUGGUAUCUUGAAAAUUUAAAACCUAACCUUUUCUUUCUUUCCCUUAGUGAGAUUAGAACAAUGGUUAGAAUUCAUUACAAAAUGCAGUUUCAAGGCCACACCUUCAAUUUCGAUUGAGUAGGUGUUGCAUUAAAAUUUAGGAAUCACUUUUUCCAAAGGAAGAAGUAUACUGAAGAGUGAAGCCAGGGGUGCCUUAUCCCUGAGCUACAUCUCAGGCUUUUAAUUUUGAUAUAAGAUCUUGUUAAAUUGCCCAGUCUGGCCUUGAACUUGUGAUCCUCCUGCAUUAGCUUCCUGAAUAUCUGGAAUUACAGGUGUGCACCACGAUGCUUAUAUAAAUCAUUUUAAGGAUUCUACAGUGUGGUUCUGAUGUAGAUUCAAGGGCUUAAAUAAAUUUAUUUGUUUGUUUAUUUGAACAGGUCUUGCUUAGUUCAGGCUGGCCUAAAACUUGUGGCAAUCCUGCUUCAGUCUUCCAAAUGCUGGGAUUACAGGAAUGUGCCACCAUGCCCGGCAAGAGCUUGCAUUUAGAGCAACACUAGAGGUUUCUCUCUAGCUAGACCAGCAAAUGUCUAAGUACCUAGGCUCAGGCUAAAAUGAAGAUGUAUAUUAGCAUAUGGAUCUGCCCAGAGAAGACAGGACUUAAAUCUGAGGCCUUCUGAAAUUUAAACUGUCUUAAUUUGCAUGAAUUUACAUUUAGCUUAGUGUUUUAACUGUUACUAGUACAACAAAGUACUAGUCACAUUAAAGUUACUACUGUGAUAAAAGCAAAGUUGGCCUUUAACUGAUAAUUAGUAAUUAUUCUUACCUAAUUUAAGAAAUUAGCAUUUUUAGUACAGUUAUUUUGAAUUCGUUAAAAAUGCUUCAGAGCUCAGCACAGUGGUGCAUGCCUACUACUCGGGGAGCCUGAGGCAGAAAGAUCAUUAAAAGUUUGAGCCAAGCCUGGGUAAUCUAAGACAAGACUUAGAUCUUGUCUCAAAAUAAAAAUGGGCUAUAGAUGUAAUGCAGUGACCCUUGGGUUCAGGGCCCACUAAUCCCCCCCCCCCCAGCUUAUCAGUAAAAUGAUAAGCUUCUAGUUGACUGAUGAGAAAAAUAAAAAAUACAGAUUAACAGUAUCAGAGAUGAAAGAAUGACUGGGGAUAAAGUGAUAGUGCAUUUGCCUAGCAUGUAUGAGAUGUGGGGUUUGAUUCCCAAUACCAUUUUUUAAAAAGGAACAAAUAGAUAUACUACACAUCUCUAGACAUUAAAAGCAUAAUUACAGUGGUCACUUUGAGAGCACACAUACUAAAAAGGAAAACCAUAAUUAGAAGCACUACUACUAACUAGAUCUAUAUGUUCAACAACUUAGAAGAAACAGACCAAUGCUUUCUAGGAUACAAAUAACCAAAGUUCACUGAAGAUAGAGAGACCUGAACAGGUCUAUUACACUGAAAAAUUGAAUUUGUAACUUACAGUUAACAACCUUCCAAAAAAAUACAGUUACAAGCCCAGAUGACUUCAGUGAUGAAUUCUACCAAAUACUUAAGGAAGAAAUAUCAGUUCUAUAUAAUCUGUUCCAGAAAACAGAAGAGGGAAACAUUUCCCAACUCAGUUUAUUUGGCCAGAUAACAAAACUCAGACAUUUAAAGAAAAAAAACAAAAAACAAAAAACAAAAAAAACCACUUUAAACCAUUGUCUUUGUGUGUUACUAUCCAUACAGUUAGCCAUUCUUUUUACCUGAAUAAUGGGAACUGGUGUAUUUCUUCCCUUUCGCUUUUCUAAUUGUUUCUUUGGGAAUACACCAACUCUGAUGAAUUCAACUCAGAUAAUACCUCCACCUACAUAGACUUCUAUUACAUUUAAGCCAUUUUUAUCCUUCAGGUCCCUUCGUCACACUGGAGUCAUUGCAUUGCAAGCUAUUCCAUGAACGUUUUGAUUGGUCUGUACUAGCCCCUCUUCAGAUUACAGAAUGCCCUCAAUAUCAUUCUUUCUCGUGUAGAAAAUAUAGUUGCUAUCAACAAGAAAUAAGAAGGCAUUAAAGUAAGCUUUUAUAUAUCUUUUAAUUAGAAUGUAUGACUUCAUUAACUGCAUUUCAUUGUAGUAGCUGUAGCUCUUCUGUAAAACUGAAUGUGUCCUUUUUAUGCAAAUGACAUUUGUAUUUAAUGUACCAAACUGUUAAUCUAAUUUUUAUAAUAUAUACAAAUCCUGUCAAAGAUGGCAUUAUCUAACCUUUAAAGUAUGAACCAUAUGUGUCUAGUUUAUUGUUUGUAAAGAGAAGAGACUUUGUAACUAAAUCAAAGUAUUCAGCAGACUCUUUAAGUGACCAUUAUUUAUUACUUUUACAAUUUGAAAGAGUGAAAUAGGUUCAAUCAUGAGAAGAUGCUUGAAAAACAAAGUGCCCAGUGCUGUGACUGUAACUUUUAUUUCAUCAUUUAAUCAAUCAGUCAUUUUGAAUGAAUGACAUACUUCAAUUUUACACUGCUUGCACUUUAUUUUGAACAGACAUUUCAUUAAUUAUUACUCUGGUUUGAGGGGCAACCCUUCUGACUAUAGCUUUCUGUCUGGACCAAACAGUUUGUCAUGGCAAUAAAUAAUUAUGUAUUUAAGAAAAAA
Molecule: messenger RNA, 5230 nt
Organism: Cavia porcellus (domestic guinea pig)
Lineage: Eukaryota; Metazoa; Chordata; Mammalia; Rodentia; Caviidae
Gene: Sgtb
Product: small glutamine rich tetratricopeptide repeat co-chaperone beta
Exons: 11
Coding region: 185-1087 (300 amino acids)
Biological process (GO): post-translational protein targeting to endoplasmic reticulum membrane
Cellular component (GO): TRC complex; membrane
Molecular function (GO): molecular adaptor activity; protein binding
Source: RefSeq, a predicted model, not a curated record